Molecule: messenger RNA, 1449 nt
Organism: Dendroctonus ponderosae (mountain pine beetle)
Lineage: Eukaryota; Metazoa; Arthropoda; Insecta; Coleoptera; Curculionidae
Product: homeobox protein B-H1
Exons: 3
Coding region: 205-1107 (300 amino acids)
Biological process (GO): regulation of transcription by RNA polymerase II
Cellular component (GO): nucleus
Molecular function (GO): DNA-binding transcription factor activity, RNA polymerase II-specific; RNA polymerase II transcription regulatory region sequence-specific DNA binding
Source: RefSeq, a predicted model, not a curated record
CACUCCGGCUCCGGAUCGAGUUCAGUUCCGCAAAGCCGCUUCGAGUGAUCAGCAAGUUCAAGCGCCAGUCAGUCAGUAGUUGAUACGAACCGAUUUCGAGGUGUUUGAACUCGGUUUGGGAUUGGUGCACUUUUGGCGUGAGUGUUCGGCUGAACGUCCAAAGUGUUGGGUGUGGGCGGUAAUUUGUCGGGUACGGAGUCUGGCAUGACCGUGCAAGACAAAACGACGAGGGCCAUGCCGCAAACUGCCGCCACUCGGUCCCGAUUUAUGAUCACGGACAUUCUGAAUCGGCCUGCCGAGGCGGCGGCCACCGCCGUCCUAAAGGGCGGCCGGUCACCCAGUCCUGGACCACGCGAUCUCUCCCUCUCGAAUCCCCAUCACGACAGCGACACCGACAGUUCCGGCCAACCGGACAAUUCCAGCAUCUGUUCAAACGGCCAAAACGGCGACGACUCGAUCAACUCGUCCAAGGGGUCCAGUGGCGGCAUCAGUAAAAAGCAGCGGAAAGCUCGCACCGCCUUCACUGACCUGCAGCUCCAGACGCUGGAGAAGAGCUUCGAACGACAAAAGUACCUGAGCGUCCAGGACCGGAUGGAAUUGGCCGCCAAGCUCAGUCUGACCGACACGCAAGUCAAGACGUGGUACCAGAACCGACGAACGAAAUGGAAGCGCCAGACGGCCGUCGGUUUGGAACUGCUGGCCGAGGCAGGCAACUAUGCGGCCUUUCAGCGACUGUACGGAGGGCCGCCCUACGGGUGCUGGUACCCGCCCCAGAACGCCGCCCCGCAAGCGGCGCCCACCGCUGCCGACUUGUACUACCGGCAGGCGGCGGCGGCGGCCGCGGCCGCCACCCUUCAGAAGCCGCUGCCCUACCGCUUGUAUCCGCCCGCUAUGGGGAUGGGUGGCAUGCCCGGACCAAGCGCCCAUUUGGGUUCGCUGGCCGCCAGCAGCUCGCUGACCAAUCUGUCCAGCUACUAUUCGAACCACACGUCCGAUGGACCGUCGCCCCGGUCGCCCAGUCCGGACGCCCCCUUGGAUCCCGGCUCUCCAGGAUCGCCAGGUGGCCGACGGUCGCCCUCGGACGACGAGGACACCAUCCAUGUGUAAUGCGUGAUCAACGGGUGGACCUUGGAGUGUUCAGUGUGACAUUGUGAUAUAAAUUUGUAUUAUAAUUUAUUUUGUUGUGCUUGGUGGACGUCCGGCGGGACAGUUUCCGGCGUGGGCGCCGUUGCCGGACGACCGCCGUUCUCGUUUUUCCUCCCCCUUGUAUAAAUACAUAUUUUUUUGUAAAUUAAGUUAAGAUUUAGCUGGCCAGAGUGAACACUGCGGUACAUCAGGGCAAUCGUACCCUUGGACCGAAUGUAAUCGGUUGUUUUAUUUCGGCUCAAUGACACUGUAUAUUAAUGUUAAAAUUAUAGAAUCCUAGAAUAAACAAUUAAGUUUUUAUUA